AUGGAUACCGAUACCCAGUUUCAUCUUCAGUCUUCAUCAGCAAAGGAGGAGACAGGAGGUGCACAGGCAGACAGAGCCAAUUCAGCCCAGCCCAGCUGGGAAAUGAACCUGACUGAAGAAAUUCACCCUACACCUACACCAGGUAGUCUGUCCCUUGGUGCUCUGGUUUCACUGCAGUCACCUCUGAAACACCUUGAGUCAAACCCAAGGACAAACAUCCCUCAGCUGUGCCAGUUCACCGUGUGUGUUGAUCUCAACCGGACGGCCAAUGUCAGCUCCUGGGCAGCAUUCUCCUAUGACACGAACACCACCUCCACUGACAUCAGUGACCUAGAGCUUGGACUCUCUGGAGAAAACAAGCAAUUGAGACUGUAUCUUUUUGGCACUAGACGAGACAUUGAGGUCGACCUGGCCCUUUUUGUGUGGUACAGCGUGUGCUGCUCGUGGGACACCAGGAGACAACUGCUGGAGGUCUAUUGCAAUGGUCAUCUCGUGUAUGCAGAGACCCUUGGCAGUGCUGAGUGCCUGAAGCCCAAUGGCAGCCUGGUGCUGGGUCAUCUGCACAAAAGAAAGGAUGGCUUUACUGUGAGGGUCAGCAACAGCUUCAUUGGCAGCUUGUACUAUUUCCAAAUGUGGGACCGUGUGAUGAGUCAAGAAGAGCUGCUGGACUGUGCCAUGGGCAAUACUGUCAGCUGGGAGGAGCAGUGCUGGAACCUCAGCAGCAUCCUUCCUGUUGCAGACCGGCACCUGCGCUGUGUUGCCUUCUUUAAUGUUCACAUGAACUUUUCCCUUUCCUACACAACUGAGAGAGCUCCUGAUUACUAUGAUGCAAGGAAGCUUCUUGAAAACUGGUUUAGUGUUGUAUUUACUGGAGAAGAAUUUGUUGUGACAAACUUUAAAGUCAGCUACAUCUGUAAGGCCAUUAUAAAGGCCACAUCACAUGAGACACAAGAAGUGCUGAGUCUCAAGAUCAAACACUUGCUGAAUGACACUUACAGAGAGGGGCCAUUAUCCUUGCAUGUGAAACCUGAAGAUGUGGCUGUCAAGCCAAUAGAGAAUGCAGAAGAUGUUGUGCAGCAUAUUUCAUACCUCUUGCCAGAUGCAGCACUGCAUUUGGAAGAGUUAGAGAUCAUUGCAAGUAAAAUUUCUGAUAUUGUAAGGCUGGCAGAUCUGAGCAUGAUGCUUGCAGAGACUAUAUUGUCCAUCCUAGACUAUAUUUUGCUGCAAAAAAUAGAAGAUCAGAACAUCAGAAAAAUGACAAAUAGUAUCCUGAAGACAACCGAGGAGAUGGGCUAUAAGGUGACUUACACAGAAAGAAACACAUCACUUGUCACCACCUCCUUGGCUUUGUUGGUGACUCGUCCAGAUCCCAGCAUGUUUGGAGGUCUGGCCUUUGGAGUUACCUCCUACAGCAGAGGUGGGAAUCUCCAGAUCAACGUUCAAGAAAACCCUUUCAGAAAGGCCUUGGCUUCUGUGUUUUUACCAAAAUCACUGAAGAAAUUCCUAGGGAUUGAGCACUCUGACCCAGACAAGCAUUCAAGGAUCCAGUUUAAGUUCUUUGGCACUACUUCACUCUUCGUGGAUGACAGUUUAAAGGAGGAGAGGCUGAAUACUUAUGUUGUGAGUGCCAGCAUUGAAAACACAUCCGUUCAGAACCUCCGUGAGCCUGUGACUGUUACUCUGCAGCACAUACACCAAAAUACGAUGGACUGGGUGGAUGGAAUAGAUCAGGGUGUGAAAUGGAAUAUACAGAAAUGA
Messenger RNA from Chaetura pelagica (chimney swift), 1758 nucleotides. It is a transcript of the gene ADGRG4, whose product is annotated as G protein-coupled receptor 112. The record is from RefSeq and is a predicted model, not a curated record. Gene Ontology annotation, biological process: adenylate cyclase-activating G protein-coupled receptor signaling pathway. Lineage: Eukaryota; Metazoa; Chordata; Aves; Apodiformes; Apodidae. The transcript is spliced from 11 exons. Bases 1 to 1758 code for a protein of 585 amino acids. Gene Ontology annotation, molecular function: G protein-coupled receptor activity.